This is a messenger RNA of Ilex paraguariensis (yerba mate), 1014 nucleotides long. The record is from the annotation of a GenBank genome assembly. NCBI's taxonomy places the organism in Eukaryota, Viridiplantae, Streptophyta, Magnoliopsida, Aquifoliales, Aquifoliaceae.
AUGAUGAAGAAGACGAUCCAGUUUUAUGCAUCAACCUCAACGAAAAUAAAACCAUCAUCACUCUUUCAAUCUUACAGUCUGAAUCCAAUCUUUCUUUCGGGUCAAAAGCUAGCCCAUGAUCCAUCUCACGCGCCGCCGGAGCAGCGUCGGACUCCUAAUGUUCCAGACUUUGAUCCAUUGUUGCUAUCAGAAAAGCCUUCUGAUCCACCACCAUCAUCUCCUGGGCCGAAUCCAGGCCCACCGAUGCCGUCCCCACCUCGGCCUGAUGGUCCACGGCCGCCGACACCUUCGCCGCCCGGUCCAGACAUCCCUCGGGGUCCACCAGAAGUAUUUCCGCCGCGUGCACCUGAGAUUAUAAAGCCAAAGCCGCCGGAUCCUGGGCCGCCACCCCCAAAGUAUGUGAUGUUUUGCAACAUGUCCACCGUCUCUGCAGUCUCAUUGAACCUCAUAAAGAAAACUACACCUUUUUCUCCAUUAAUCUCAACCAUAGCCAAACCAUCAUCUGUGUCUCAAUCUUCCAAUGCCAUCUCUCUCAAAGAAAUCAACCCUAUCCACGGCUGCCCAGCUUCAAUCUCUCUAAUUUCCGGCCAAAUGCGUCACCACCAAUCUGACGUGCCUCUAAGAACUCCGCCGGAGUUUCCCUCGGAGCCACCCGAGCACAAUCCCGCUGUGCCUCCGGAGGUGCUUUGGACCCCUAAUGUUCCGGACUACGACCCAAUUCCGCCAGAAAAGCCUGCUGAUACUCCACCUCUGUCUCCAGGGCCGACGCCUGAUUUUCUGGGGUCACCGAUGCCAUCGACGCCGCCUCCUGACAUUCCGCUGCCACCGAUGCCGUCGCGGCCGCCUCCUGACAUUCCGCAGCCGCCGAUGCCUUCGUGGCCAGGUCCCGACAUCCCGCAGGGGCCGCCGGAUGUGUUUCCGCCACGCGCUCCUGAUUUUAUCCCUCCGAAGCCACCUGAUGUUGGGCCACCAGACCCACAGUCGCCGGAAAUUCCACCACCGGUGUGUGACUAG